AAAACAUUCGCACAUUAUUGUAUCGUAUAUCUCUACAAACUCCAGGGAGCCGUAGAUCCGAGAAGUUUGGGAAAAAAACCCUAACUUCUCUUAUUACUCACAACUGCAGCAUCUCUUCUCUCCCUCUACAUCUUCAGUCAUGGCGGGUGCAGCUCCUGAAGGAUCACAGUUUGAUGCUCGUCAGUAUGAUUCGAAAAUGACAGAGUUGCUAAAUGCUGAAGGGCAAGAUUUCUUUACCUCAUACGAUGAGGUCUAUGAUAGUUUUGAUGCCAUGGGAUUGAAGGAGAACCUCCUCAGGGGCAUUUAUGCAUACGGUUUUGAGAAACCCUCAGCAAUUCAACAAAGAGGAAUUGUACCUUUCUGCAAAGGUCUUGAUGUGAUUCAACAAGCUCAGUCUGGAACUGGAAAGACUGCUACGUUUUGCUCUGGAAUUCUGCAACAACUAGACUAUGAACUACUAGACUGUCAAGCUUUGGUCUUGGCACCUACUCGUGAGCUUGCACAGCAAAUUGAAAAGGUCAUGCGAGCACUUGGAGACUAUCUUGGUGUCAAGGUUCAUGCUUGUGUGGGAGGCACCAGUGUCCGUGAGGAUCAACGCAUCCUUUCAAGUGGGGUUCACGUUGUUGUGGGAACCCCUGGACGUGUAUUUGACAUGCUAAGGAGACAGUCUCUCCGCCCUGAUCACAUAAAGAUGUUUGUAUUGGACGAGGCUGAUGAAAUGCUUUCCAGAGGCUUCAAGGAUCAG
Nicotiana tabacum (common tobacco) is the source of this 745-nucleotide messenger RNA. NCBI's taxonomy places the organism in Eukaryota, Viridiplantae, Streptophyta, Magnoliopsida, Solanales, Solanaceae. The record is from RefSeq and is a predicted model, not a curated record.